GCCUAUAAUAUUUGGCAUUCCUUAGGAAGUGGUGUAGACAAAUGUCCGUGCAGCAGGAGCAAUUUACACGCUUCCAGGCAGCCGUGUCUCAGCUGUCGGGGCCACCAUCGACAACGGCAGUAUUGUACCCUGGCCCUGAGCGCUAUGCAAUGAUAACAUUUCUGCUUCAGAAGAUGCUAUCCCCCGAGAUGGUUCACCAGUUACAGCAACGGGUCUUAGAAACAGACCUACCAGCGGGCCUUGCGGCCGAGGAGGCACAGGCACACCGCCUCUCCCGAGCACUGCACGCGGUGGACGUCCAGGCGACCGCAGACCAAGUGCGGGGCUGCACCUCCCAAGAGGACUCCCUGCGCCUCCUGAACCUCCUUGCCAGCCUAGCGGUGUCACAAAAGCAGAACCUCCGUGAGGCUGCCGCCGCUGCCGCAGCUGCGGCCACCACCACUAACUGCCCGGCCCCGAACAGCCGCCCGCUCAGCCCCGCCCUCACGCCUCGACAACGCACGCCAACCCGCUCGGGGGGCGGCGCACACGCACAUGACAGCAGCAGCGGCGGCCGCGUGCUUCUGAACUUGCAAUCUGUCGAUGGGGAGCUGCGGUUGCUGGAUAGCCUUGCGGAGCGCCUGCCGCAGCUGCUGGACACGGGCGGUGGCAGCAGCUGGUUCCCAACGGACAUCAUGGCAGCUGCGCAGUCCUACAUGACCAACCAGCCUCUUCAAGAGGUGACUGCGGCGGUGGAGCAGCGGGCGCAGCGGCUGAGGCAGGAGCUCCCAGUGUUACGAGCCGAGGAGGCGCGACUGGCAGCAGAGGUAACCAUGGUGAGCGAGGCGGACUGGGAGCGGCAAGCGGAGGCCACCCGUGCAGAGUUGGCGGAGCUGCUUGAAACCUCGACCGCCUUCUACCAUACUUUCCAGACCGGGCUGGGUGUUUGGUGCGCGGCAAGCAAGGCGGCGGACACGUGCGGGCUGGGCCCUCUUGCUUCGGAGCUGCUGCAGCGGUACGAGGCCAUUAAGCGGCUGGGAGCCGAGCUGGCGCGCAUCCGGCAGGCGCACACCAACAUCGUCAGCUGUGCCCCGCCCAUUACGCUCCUGGAACAGCAUACGCUGUCGCAGCUGGUGCGGGCGGCCCAGGCAGCGAUGGAGCAUCUCCGCGCCCGCAUCGCCCUGGAGCAGCGGGUGAUGACGGAGGCGGAGGUGGACAUGGUCCGGGCCGUGGCGGUUGCGCGGAUGGCCGGUAUGGCGCAACCUCUUGUUGCGCAGCCCACGCAUGGGUAGCUGAAGGCAUGGAGUAUAAGAGCUUACAGGACGAUUGCAUGGGUGCAAAAACAAGGGCGCAGGUUUAUGCUGGAUGAGGGCGUGUCAGGGUACAUGUGCAGUGGUUUGGUCAUUUGAGGCAUCUGCGGAGUGGUCAUAAUCGGCUUCAUGGACUUAUUAAUGAUCCGCUCGCUUUCACAUUGCACCAGCAACCCGAAACGCAGAACCUAUGGUGGCUCCGCCUCCCAAAGGGUGAAAAGAAAAGAACAUCCAUGUUUUCCUUGCCUGAGCAGACAUGUAAGGAACGGGA
Messenger RNA from Astrephomene gubernaculifera, 1560 nucleotides. NCBI's taxonomy places the organism in Eukaryota, Viridiplantae, Chlorophyta, Chlorophyceae, Chlamydomonadales, Astrephomenaceae. The record is from the annotation of a GenBank genome assembly.